This is a messenger RNA of Electrophorus electricus (electric eel), 2235 nucleotides long. It is a transcript of the gene ndufaf6, whose product is annotated as NADH:ubiquinone oxidoreductase complex assembly factor 6. NCBI's taxonomy places the organism in Eukaryota, Metazoa, Chordata, Actinopteri, Gymnotiformes, Gymnotidae. Gene Ontology annotation, cellular component: mitochondrion. Gene Ontology annotation, biological process: biosynthetic process; mitochondrial respiratory chain complex I assembly. The record is from RefSeq and is a predicted model, not a curated record.
AUGCACAAGGUUGAAGUGGAAGACACUAAUAUGUUAGACUGUGUGUAUACAUUAAUAUGGCACCGGGUAUUAGCAUAAAAUAUAGCUUUUUAACCAGGAAUAGUUUAUUUCAUAGUAGGGGUUUCCCAUAUAUUGAAUGUAUACAGAAACCAACAGAAAUUAAAUGCUUGAGAGCAUCAACAAAUUCGACCUUGCAACAUCAUGAAAAAUACUGCAUUGAUCUUGUAAGAUCACGAGACUAUGAAGGGUUCGUCUGUUCAUUGCUUCUUCCUGAGGCUGCUCGACGCUCCUCCUUGGCACUGAGGGCUUUCAAUGUGGAAUUGGCACAGGUUAAGGACACUGUGUCUCAGAAGACCAUUGGUUUAAUGCGACUGCAGUUUUGGAAGACUGCAUUAGAAGACCUCUACAGAGAUGACCCUCCAGUUCAGCCUGUCACUGUGGAGCUGUGGAAGGCAGUAAGGAAACACACAUUGUCAAGACGAUGGCUUCUGAGGAUCGUGGCUGAAAGGGAGAAGGACAUGGAGGAUCAAGCUUACAGGAAUCUUCAGGAUCUGGAGACCUAUGCAGAGAACACUCAUUCUUCCCUCCUAUAUCUCCUAUUGGAGACACUAGGAGUAAAAGACAUCAACGCAGACCAUGCUGCCAGCCACAUUGGUAAAGCCCAGGGAAUUGUGACAUGCCUACGAGCCACGCCCUACCACAGCCAGAGGCACAUGGUCUAUCUCCCCAUGGACAUCUGCAUGAAGCAUGGUGCAUCUCAAGAGGACUUUAUUCGUGGGAGCAGGGAGCAGAACGUCAGGGAUGUUGUGUAUGACAUUGCCAGCCAAGCCCAUAUUCAUCUCCAACACGCUAGAUCAUUCAGUAAAAAGGUUCCAAAUGCAGCCUUGCCUGCUUUCUUGCACACAGUUGCUAUUGAGGAUUAUUUGGAGAGAGUAAGGAAGGUAGACUUUAAUGUGUUCCAUCAUGGCCUACAGAGGAGGAAUCCACUUCUGCCCAUUCAGCUUUACAUUCAAUCAUGGAAGAAAUCAUACUGAUCUUUUUCACAUACACUUUGUGGUAUACUGGUAGUUAAUUUUUCUUUGUCUUCUUUUUAACAACCAUUUUUAUUGCUUCAAAAUGAAAGCAAUAGGUUCUGAUAUAGGGCCUCCCCCGCUUAACGAUUGGCUUAUUUGUUAAGAUUAAAUCUUGUAGGAGAGUUAAUUAACUGUUUAAAAAGUCACAUUGUGGUUUCAAUGCAUCAGAUGCAGGUAUUAGCCAGUCUCAGCUUAAAUCACCAGCCAACAGAAUUUCAUUGUAUUUCAGCUGUGACAAUUUCAAAAGAGUAGACAAUGAAUUACUUGGGGAAAAUGGAGGUCUGUAAGAUCCCACCAACGUGAUGAUUUCUAGCAAGUUCUGUACCAAGCGAGAACAACUCAAACUCUCUACUUACAGACUCAGUGAGCAUAAUGCUAAAGUUUCGUGUGUGUGUGUGUGUGUGUGUGUGUGUGUGUGUGUGUGUGUGUGUGUGUGUGUGUGUGUGUGUGUGUGUGUGUGUGUGUGAUGUGUGAUGUGUAUAUAUAUAUAUAUUUCUUUACUUAUCAGUGUGUAGUAUAUAAUAUGUGUGAAUCAGCAUAUCUCAGAUACUAUCUCAAAAUAACCCCUAAAAGCAUACUCCCAUAUCCAAUCUUUUUAUUUUUUUGAAGAUUUGACAGAUGUGUAUACAAGUUUUACUUUGUACUGAGACUUGCAUAUAUCAAAUGCACAUAAUUACCUCUCUGAUCUAUAAAAGUAAGGUUGAAUGGGAGUUUCAAGGUUUUGAAAGAAGAAGUAUAUCAAGACAAUAAACCUUUCUAAUAGUCUAAAGUACAAUUUAAGGCUCUUAUACUUCUGGACUUGAUUGAACAUAUGAAUUUCCUUGAUUGAACAUUGAAUUUUCACUGUAAAGUAGAAGAAAUAUUCAGUUAGAAAAUAUUCAUGCAUCAGAGAACCCUUUCUCCAAUUACACAAGAUAAUACCAGAAACACUGGAUUGGAAUCAGUGUACAAUACCCUGGCUUUACUAAAUAUGAAAAAAUAUCCAAUCCAGUUUUCAUGGAUGACAUAUGUUGUUAUUAUAUGAUAUUGGGUCAACAUAAUGAAAAAUAUAAAAUAUCUUCUGUUUAUAUUGCAUAUGUAGCGCAUCCAGUCAAGAUGUUGACCUUAUUACAGAUGGAUUGUCAAAAACUGGAAAAUAAAUAAAUAAAUAAAUAGAUUAAUU